This is a messenger RNA of Ipomoea nil (Japanese morning glory), 2176 nucleotides long. RefSeq names its product FACT complex subunit SSRP1-like. Gene Ontology annotation, cellular component: FACT complex; nucleus. Gene Ontology annotation, molecular function: DNA binding; nucleosome binding; histone binding. Lineage: Eukaryota; Viridiplantae; Streptophyta; Magnoliopsida; Solanales; Convolvulaceae. The record is from RefSeq and is a predicted model, not a curated record. The transcript is spliced from 16 exons. Bases 143 to 2050 code for a protein of 635 amino acids.
GCCACGAUCAGAUUUGCGCAGACGGGACAGUCUAUAAAUACCGACUUCGAUUGGAGUGUUUCUCUCCGUUUGUAGCCAUUAUUUUUUCCAAUCGGUUAGUCUCCUAGUUUCAUCGGCAUACGGACUUUGAAGCACAGCUCUGAUGGACGGGCACCAAUUCAACAAUAUCUCUCUCGGCGGCCGCGGAGGCACUAACUCAGGACAACUUAAGGUUCAUGCAGGAGGUCUUCUCUGGAAGAAGCAGGGCGGAGGUAAGGCUGUAGAGGUGGACAAGUCUGAAAUCAUGGGCCUUACUUGGAUGAAAGUUCCUCGAUCAAAUCAGCUUGGGGUUCGAACUAGGGAUGGUCUUUACUACAAAUUUACUGGUUUCCGUGACCAGGAUAUUUCCAGUUUGACCACUUUUUUCCAGAGCUCUUGUGGAAUAAUUGCAGAAGAGAAGCAGCUCUCAAUUAGUGGGAAAAAUUGGGGAGAAGUUGAUUUAAAUGGGAAUAUGCUUACAUUUCUUGUUGGUGCUAAGCAAGCAUUUGAGAUAUCACUGGCAGAUGUCUCACAAACACAGCUACAGGGGAAGAAUGAUGUCAUGUUGGAGUUUCAUGUUGAUGAUACAACAGGAGCAAAUGAAAAAGAUUCAUUAAUGGAGAUAAGUUUUCACAUACCUAAUUCAAACACUCAGUUCGUUGGUGAUGAAAACCAUCCUCCUGCUCAGGUAUUCCGUGACAGAAUCAUGGCAAUGGCUGAUGUUACAGAUGGAGAGGAGGCUGUUGUUACGUUUGAUGGUAUUGCUAUACUGACUCCAAGGGGUCGAUAUAAUGUUGAACUUCAUCUUUCAUUUUUGCGCCUACAAGGGCAAGCUAAUGACUUUAAAAUUCAGUACAGCAGUGUUGUCCGUAUUUUUUUACUGCCCAAGGUUAGUCAACCACAUACCUUUGUCGUUGUUACCCUUGAUCCACCGAUUCGGAAAGGUCAAACUUUGUACCCACACAUUGUUUUGCAGUUCGAAUCGGAGCAUGUGGUAGACACUGGUUUGGCAAUGAAUGAAGAUCUUUUGAAUGCGAAAUACAAGGACAAAUUAGAGCCAACAUAUAAGGGACUUAUACACGAUGUGUUUACUAAAAUAUUGCGUGGCCUGUCUGGAGCUAAAAUCACUGGACCUGGCAAGUUCCGUAGCCAUACACAAGGUUUAGCUGUGAAAUCAUCGUUGAAAGCCGAAGAUGGACUCUUAUAUCCUCUUGAAAAGGGAUUCUUCUUUCUGCCCAAGCCUCCCACCCUUAUUCUAUAUGAUGAGAUUGACUAUGUGGAGUUUGAGAGGCAUGCUGCUGGUACAGCAAAUAUGCAUUACUUUGAUCUUCUCGUCAGACUUAAGACUGAACAAGAACAUCUCUUCCGAAAUGUCCAGAGAAGUGAAUACCAUUGUCUUUAUAAUUUCAUCAGUUCAAAGGGUCUGAAAAUAAUGAACCUCAGAGACUCUCGGCCUGCAGAUGGUGUUACAGCUGUUUUGCAGGAUGAGGAUGAUGAUGCUGUUGACCCACAUCUUGAGCGAAUUAAGAAAGAAGCUGGUGAUGAUGAGAGUGAUGAGGAGGAUGAAGAUUUUGUUGCGGACAAGGAUGAUGAAGGCUCACCUACUGAUGAUUCUGGGGAAGAGGGAUCUGAUGGCAGCUUAAGCGGGGGCGAGAAAGAGAAACCUGUAAAGAAGCCCAAAAAUGAUCCUUCUGCUUCUACUUCUAAACCCACUACGAGUAAGAAAAAAGCCGCCGACGAUGACGGUUCAAAGAAGAAGAAACAGAAGAAGAAGAAGGAUCCAAAUGCUCCAAAGAGGGCUAUCAGUGCUUUCAUGUUCUUUUCACAGAGUGAAAGAGAGAAUGUGAAGAAAUCUAAUCCUGGAAUCCCGUUUACUGAAAUUGGAAGGGUUCUCGGAGAUAAAUGGAAUAAGUUGUCAGCUGAGGAUAAAGAACCGUAUGAGGCAAUGGCACGGGCUGAUAAGAAACGCUACACUGAGGAGAUCACUGGCUACAAAAAUCAACAAUCAACAAACAUGGAUACAACAGCAUAGAACCACUUGAAUUGAAGAAGAUGCUGAAUAUAUACAUACACAUAUGCCUAGCUUAGUUAGUAAAGAAUUGAAUUGAUUCAAACUUUAAUUUGCAACCAAUUUUGGUUCAACUUUCUUCCUGAUCUU